CGCCCGGGCCCCGCUGAGGCCGCUGCGCCCCUGCCUCUUCGCAGGAGGACUCGUUGCAAACUCCGGGAACUUCGGGGGGCAGUCCGAGAAGCGGCGAAACUCUCCGGCUUGGCAGCUCUGCUCGCGGGCCCCCACCCCGGGCGGCGCCCCCCAGCGCCCUCCACUCGCCCAGCCUCUGCUUGCACGUGCCUGAGCUCUGAGGACCACAGAGGCCCUGGACGGAGCUGACUGCCUUCAGGCCCGUGCCAGGCCACGAUGCUCAUGAGGAAAGUGCCCGGCUUCGUCCCAGCCUCUUCGUGGGGGCUGCGGCUGCCGCAGAAGUUCCUUUUCCUUCUCUUCCUUUCUGGCCUGGUCACCCUGUGCUUCGGGGCCCUUUUCCUGCUGCCCCAUUCCUCUCGCCUCAAGCGCCUCUUCUUGGCCCCGCGGACGAAGCAGCCCGGCCUGGAGGUGGUGCCUGAUGUCGCUGGCCACCCUCCGGUCCAAGAGCAGGAGCCGCCUCCCAACCCGGCCCCUGCCGCGCCGGCCGCGGGAGAGGACGACCCCAGCAACCGUGCCAAUCAACUCCGCAGGAAUGGGUGGCCGCGGCGCACCCGCCCCACCAGGCCCCGGGAGGAGGCCACAGCGGCUCGGGGCAACAGCAUCGCAGCCCUCAGGCCCCGGGAGAGGAGCGUCCCGUUUAGCUUUGACUUCAAUGCUUUCCAGAGUCGUCUCCACCACCCGGUGCUGGGGACGAGACCCGACGAAAGUAAGGAGCACCAGAGCCGAGUGCAUGCCCAGAAGGAGAAAAUUAAGGAGAUGAUGCAGUUUGCCUGGCAAAGCUACAAGCAUUACGCAAUGGGGAAAAAUGAGCUCCGUCCACUAACAAAAGACGGCUAUGAGGGAAACAUGUUUGGAGGGCUCAGUGGGGUGACGAUCAUUGAUUCCCUUGACACCCUCUACCUCAUGGAGCUGAAGGAGGAGUUCCAGGAAGCCAAGGCCUGGGUUGAAGAGAGUUUCCACCUGAACGUGAGCGGGGAGGCAUCCUUGUUUGAGGUGAACAUCCGCUACAUCGGAGGACUCCUCUCAGCCUUCUACCUGACCGGAGAAGAGGUGUUCCGAAUAAAGGCCAUCAAGCUGGGACAGAAACUCCUGCCUGCCUUCAACACUCCCACGGGAAUCCCAAAGGGCGUUGUGAACUUCAAAAGCGGCUCCAACGGAAGCUGGGGCUGGGCGACGGCAGGGAGCAGUAGCAUCCUGGCCGAGUUUGGAUCCCUGCAUUUGGAGUUCUUACACCUCACCGAGCUCUCUGGCGACCAGGUCUUCGCAGAAAAGGUCAGGAACAUACGCAAGGUCCUCCAGAAGAUCGAUAAGCCCUUCGGCCUCUACCCCAACUUCCUCAGCCCAGUGAGCGGGAACUGGGUGCAACACCACGUCUCGGUUGGAGGACUCGGGGACAGUUUUUAUGAAUAUUUGAUCAAAUCAUGGUUGAUGUCGGCCAAGACAGAUAUGGAGGCUAAAAAUAUGUACUAUGAAGCACUGGAGGCAAUAGAGACCUACUUGCUGAAUGUCUCUCCCGGGGGGCUGACCUACAUUGCUGAGUGGCGAGGGGGGAUUCUGGACCAUAAGAUGGGGCACCUGGCCUGUUUCUCGGGGGGCAUGAUCGCCCUCGGUGCUGAAGAUGCCAAGGAAGAAAAGAGGGCCCACUACCGAGAACUUGCAGCCCAGAUCACCAAGACGUGCCACGAAUCGUACGCCCGCUCAGAUACCAAGCUCGGGCCCGAGGCCUUCUGGUUUAACUCCGGCCGAGAGGCAGUGGCCACUCAGCUGAGUGAGAGCUACUAUAUCCUGCGGCCUGAGGUGGUGGAGAGCUACAUGUACCUGUGGCGGCAGACCCACAACCCCAUCUACAGGGAGUGGGGCUGGGAAGUGGUGAUGCCUUCCUUUCCCCAGGCCUUGGAGAAAUACUGUCGGACGGAAGGAGGCUUCUCUGGGAUCCAAGAUGUCUACAGCAGCAUCCCCAGCCACGACAACAAGCAGCAGAGUUUCUUUCUAGCGGAGACACUGAAGUAUCUCUAUCUUCUGUUCUCUGAAGAUGACGUGCUCUCCCAGGAAGACUGGGUGUUCAACACGGAGGCCCACCCACUCCCGGUAAACCACUCGGACAGCUCGGGCAGGGCCAGGGGCAGACACUGACUCCACCUCUCCGCAGCUCCUGGGGCCGCCACAGACAUGUCUUACAUUUUCGGGAUUUGGGACUGUUCUCAAAGGAGUUGGGAACGUAGGCCCCCUCUCGGGCAGACCCCAGGCAGAUCUGCCGGACAAGCAACUUCUUUUCCUCUAUGAGGAGACAAGGACUUGCAGAUGCAGUUACGUCAGACAGGGGCCACCCUACAGCAGGCCCCAGACAUUCCUUUCUACGGAGAAUUUCUAUGAAACCCACUCACUUGCCAUUCCAGGGCCAAAGGACCAGAGGUUUGCAUACCGACCCCAUGUAUUAACUCCAGUUCCUUUCGUUUUGUUCAGCUUGAUUUUGCCUUUUCUGUAUAGUUGGGUUUUACCAUAAUUACAUAGUUUUCAAAACCAUGUGCUUUCUAAAAUGGUGGCUUCCUGAUCAACAAAAUCUUAGUGUUUGCACACACACACAAACCUGGGCCCCAUUUUCUAUACUUUAAAUGCCUUUUGCCAGCAUUUACUAUAUUUUCAAUUAUGUGUCAUUUACCUUUUCAUUUCAGGAGGGGUUCCACUUUGACUUCGGUCUAAGUGUUACGAAUCACUAGUAUUAUUUUCAUUAUCGUAAUGGAAAAAUCUGUGAACUAGAAUAAAAGAGUUUAUUGAAUAAGAAACCCAGUUAAGUUCUUUGUACAUCAGUAACUCCUGGGAAAAUCCAGCAAUGUUAUCAUCAGAGAGAAUUACCAACAAGCAGUUGCUGUAAAGGGUAAUUCAGUAAACGAGGAAUCGGUGACCCCAACUUCUGUUUCCUUCCCCUUAAAUUGGUCCUAAUAUAUUCAGGAGGUGUGAUGCCAGUCCUUUAAACGGAGCUGAUAUUUAUACUCAGGUUGAGGCUUGGAAGGAGCCCUGGUGGUGCAGUGGUUAAAGCGUUUAGCUGCUAACCAAAAUGUUGGCCGUUCAAACCCACCAGCUGCUCCGCAGGAAAAAAAUGUGGCAGUCUGCUUCCGUAAAGAUUUAUAGCCUUGGAAAACCCUAUGGGGCAGCUCUACUCUGUCCUAUAGGGUCACUGUGAUUGGAAUUGACUCAUCAGCAGCGGGUUUGGUUGGUGGGUUUAGGCUUGGAAGAGCCCCAGAGAAGGGCAGCAACUUGCCUGAAGUCACGCAGCUAGUAAAAGACAGAGAUGAGCCUGGCCCCUGGGUUUCUUGACUCCCCUGUUCAUCUGGUCAGUCAUUCAGCAGAUACUUGGGGAGUGCCUGCAAUGGACCAGACAUCGGCUAGAUGCCAGGGACACAGCUGUGAGCAGGACAGUCAUAACCCUGACCUGAGGGAGCAUUCAGUCAAGAGACAGUGAUAGACUGUAAAUUGACAGAUAAGCAAAUAACUGCAGGUGGCAUGAAAUGCAACAGAAGAAAUAAUCAGGACCUACCUUUAGGGGGUCAUGGAGGGCCACUCUGGGCAGGUGACCAUCACACCAAGACCUAGGAGAUCAGCAGGAGCAGCGGGAAGAGUAUCCUGCAGAUGGACCAGCACCCACACGUCCCAGCUCCGUUUCCACUCUCCUCAGUGACCAUUACCUGUGUCCCCUGGGAGGAGGUGUCAAAUGCUGAAGCCGCGCUCUGCAAAGCAAGGGGUUCAGGUCCCAACACUGAGUGAGGGUUUUUUCUCCCAUCACCCCAACACCCUUCGCAGCCAGUCCAAGCAACUGCCGCUUCAUCUGGGUUCUAGCAGUCAAACUGAGUAGCCCCUGGGGUGUCAGGGCUCUGGGCCAGGUGACCUGGCUUUAAAUCCCACAGUGUGAGCCUGAGCAGGUUGUCUCGUUUCUCUGGGCUCCUCUUUUCCAUAAAGCAGAGGGAAGAACCCCCACCUACAAGGUCGCUAUGAGAAUGGUGGGGUGACACUGGUGCAGGGGGUAUGGGAAGGGUUUCAUCCUUUUUCUGGAGAUGCAGAUGCUCCCAGCAUCCUCUUGAGCAGAAGCCAGAGCUACAGGUGCGCAGCCUCUGGAGCAGAAAUCCUGGAGUUUGGUUAACAAGUUCGGCAGAUCACUUCUACUCUUGACAAGCAUCAAGAAGUAUGGCUCCAGCAACCCACCUGUGCCCCUUAGAAACAAAACAAAACAGGAAAACUCUUCCACUACACAAACACUGUAGAAAGAUUAGGAAAUAAAGGUAAACAGAAAGAAAAAUCAUUCACCAUCCUACCUUCCAGAAUGAAUACUGCUGUAUUUUCUUCUAGACCUUUUUCUACAAACAUAGAAUAUGUAUUUUGCAAACGUGAUGUCAUAUUAUGCAUACUGUUUUAUUAUUUGCUUUUGUAUUUAACUGUAUAUCAUGAACAUCUUCCCAUGUCAACAAAUAUACAUUCUCUCAUCACCAUCCCUGGUGGUGUGGAACUCCAUUGGGUGCUAUAUCAGACUUUAUCCAUCUAAGUCCUAAUACUGGGCAUCUGGGUUUGUGUCAGUUUGGAUUCCUGGUUAAAAUUAAUACAAAGCAACUCUGGCUAACUUAAGCAAAAUGCUUGAGUUUUGGGGUGCCACAUGGAAUCUCAGGAAAGAGUGAAUAGCCAGAUCUCAAGAAUGACCAGAAUGAGGAUAUGGCUGGGGAUCCAGGUUGCCAGAACCAGGUGGCAGCCCCCUCACACAGCACCAUCAGGAUGGGUAAGCAAAAUAUUUCCAGAACCUACUGUCUCUCCCUUCAAGGAAGUGAGCUUCAAAUUGGCCCAGCCCUGGUCAUGGGCCCACCCCGGGUCACAGGCCCACCCCGGGUCACAGGCCUACCCCUAGUCAAGGAGAAAACGGUAGACCCAUCCAGACCCCAUGCAAUGGACAAGGGACAAUUUCCCGGGGAAAACUGAGGUUUGUUACCAAAAUAAGGGGAUCUGCAUGCUGGAUAGACAAAAACAGCAAGACCCUUUGCAGGUUUUGCUUUGAUUUUUUUCAGCAUUACAAGGAGAGGUAUGAGGAGCCAUACUUGACCAGCCAUCUUUUCACCCUCGCGCAGUUAUUUCCUGACAAUCACCUCCUAGAACGCCUGUCUCUUUGGCCUCAGCACCACUUUGCAGUUCCCCAAGGCUCCCCCUCUGGGCCUGUGUCCCU
This is a messenger RNA of Loxodonta africana (African savanna elephant), 5239 nucleotides long. It is a transcript of the gene MAN1C1, whose product is annotated as mannosidase alpha class 1C member 1. Gene Ontology annotation, biological process: mannose trimming involved in glycoprotein ERAD pathway; carbohydrate metabolic process. The coding region runs from base 256 to 2172 and encodes 638 amino acids. Gene Ontology annotation, cellular component: Golgi membrane; extracellular exosome; endoplasmic reticulum. The record is from RefSeq and is a predicted model, not a curated record. Gene Ontology annotation, molecular function: mannosyl-oligosaccharide 1,2-alpha-mannosidase activity; calcium ion binding. Lineage: Eukaryota; Metazoa; Chordata; Mammalia; Proboscidea; Elephantidae. The transcript is spliced from 12 exons.